GCCAGUCCCAGCUGAGUCAUAAGGAAUCUUCAGUUAGUGUGUGUGUUGGUAAACUGGAAAGCUUGGUGUUAUUGAUUCCCCAUAAUAGAAGCAAACAUGCAUAUCUGUGGUUCCUAGGGUAUUGCCUUUCCAGGUAAUGAUGAGAUCCAGACCUACCUAGCUUUAGCAAAGUGGAGCGCAGUACCCUGCCAGCCUUUCCACCUAUGUUGACUUCAUGGAUCCUGAACGGCUUGUCCAAUGCCCCUAUGAUAAGAACCACCAGAUCAGAGCUUGCAGGUUACCUUAUCACUUGGUGAAGUGCAGAAAGAACAACCAGAAGAUCGCCAAAGAACUGGUAACAUGCCCCUACAAUGCCCGUCACCGAGUUCCAAAGCAGGAGCUCAAAUUUCACACUGCAACUUGUGAGAAUAAAGUUUCUCCAGAGAUUUUGGAAGUUGCUGCCAAUCCAAAGAACAAGAUCAAACAGGUGAUAGCUUGGCAAUGUCCCCUUCCAGAGGAAGAUUGGGAGGCUGAUGCUGAUAAAUCUCCUGCUCCUCCUUUUGUGUUUGGUGCCAGCUAUCCUGGUGAGAGGAGCUAGAAUCCAGAACUUGCUUUUAUGCAAAAGAGACUGUCUGCAACAUUUUAUCUGUAUUGGGAAAACACUGCAACAAGAUCACUGCAAACUAUUCUGGCAGGGUAGCAAUGGCAAAAGCAAUACUCCAACUGACAUUGCAAGAUAUGAGGAUUCUCCAGAAGAAGCAACAGAGACAAACUAUUUUAAAUCAACUUCUUAAAAAUGUUUUUAUCAUUUUAUCAUAAUAAACUGUUUAAAUGCUGUAAAGAA
Messenger RNA from Rhineura floridana, 823 nucleotides. Its product is annotated as gametocyte-specific factor 1-like. Bases 215 to 577 code for a protein of 120 amino acids. NCBI's taxonomy places the organism in Eukaryota, Metazoa, Chordata, Lepidosauria, Squamata, Rhineuridae. The record is from RefSeq and is a predicted model, not a curated record. The transcript has 7 exons.